ACUGUUGGAUAUGUCGUACGACACAUAUUACUAUACUUGCUUCUUCAAAACCAAUUUCCGCUUCUACCUGUAUAUUACAGGUAAAUUAUCUCCGGUAUUUGGAUAUCGAAUCUGCAUUUUGGUCUUUUACACAGAUACUGUUUGAAUCAUCAUCAUGUCGCAUGGGUACCCGGCCGGGUACCUCAAUUCCCGUGGCGACAGCUGGUCGGAAGCGGGCAGCGAGAUGGAGAUGAACCGCUACCCAUCACAACACAGCAUGGCCAGCUACGGGCCCUCCAGCUACUCCUACGUGUCUGGUAGCAGGAAGAGUCUGUACUCCACCUACACCAGUUAUGCCCCUUCCCAAAUCUCCUACAUGCUGCCCAUCGUCACCAAGCAACCCAACCCAGACAAGAAGCCUGCUGACCACUGGGGCUUCGCGUUCUGCUCUCUCUUCAUCAACCCCUUGUUCGGGCUCUUCGCCAUCCUCCUUGCAGAACAGUCGAAAAUCUACUUCAGUCGCCUGGACUACGUGAAGGCAUCAAAGUAUGGGUCGUAUGCCAAGGGUGUUGCAGCUGCAGGGAUUGUGUCCAUGUUUGUGCUGUUGAUUCUAAUACUGGCCGUUGUCCUCAACGAAUACUUUAAGUACAGAUACUGACCAACUUCCCAACAUGUCCGCACCUGAGAAAAUAGACCAAUCAGGAACCAGCCUAUAAGGCUGCCUGUGCCUCAAUAUCUGCUUAGAGCAAUAGGAAAACCAUCUUCCCGAGGCAAGCGAGUUAACUGACUAUAUAAGUCCAGUUUCCACCCUUGCCGAACUAGGCUGGUAUUAUGGAGUUACAUUUUGGCUGGACUAACAAGUCUAUGCAUAGUCCAAUCAAAAUCGCGCA
This is a messenger RNA of Haliotis rufescens (red abalone), 869 nucleotides long. RefSeq lists its product as uncharacterized. The coding region runs from base 155 to 637 and encodes 160 amino acids. The transcript is spliced from 3 exons. The record is from RefSeq and is a predicted model, not a curated record. Lineage: Eukaryota; Metazoa; Mollusca; Gastropoda; Lepetellida; Haliotidae.